AUGGUUGAGUACAUGAAGGACAGAGUAAAAGCUGGCAAAGCUCUCAGCAGAGAAGAGAGAGAAAUGCUUGCCGCAGCCUUCAAGAGUGCGAUGAGCAACCGCCGCCUUGCAGUGCGGGUGUGCAAGAGCAUUCAGAGCCAAGAGGCGAAGCGGACAAAGAGAAAAAAUGCUGCCUUGACAUCAGGUUAUUUGACCAAGGUCCGCUUGGAGUUGCAAGGUCUUUGUAUCCAGAUCCUCGAGCUGAUCGAGGGAAUUCUUUUGCCAAAAGCAGAGAAUGGGGAGCCGAUGGUCUUCUACAAGAAACUGCAAGUCAUCUUCCCAAUCUUCUUUCAUUCGCAGUUCGCUCCUCUUCAAUCGGUUCCCAAACAGGCCGACUAUUACAGAUACCUGGCAGAGUUCCUCGAAGGGGAUGGCCACAAAGAGGCAGUUGCCAGCGCGAUUGAAGUCUAUGCAGAUGCGACGGCUGAGGCAGAGAGGCAUCUCAUGGUCACGCAUCCUGUGCGCCUUGGGCUCGCUCUGAAUUAUGCAGUCUUCCAGCAAGUGAUCCGCAAGGACGAUUCCUCGGCCGUGCGGAUAGCGAAGGAUGCAUAUUUGUCGGCUGUGCGGGCUCUUGAAGGCAUGCCACAGGAAGCUGUAAGGGACGCCCAUCCAAUACUUGCGCUGUUGCAGGAAAAUCUGCAGGUCUGGUCACCUGAGGGCUUCUCUUAGUUGGACCAGCCAUGUUUCACCGGCUCCGUUCAGAGUGUAGUAACGUC
Molecule: messenger RNA, 755 nt
Organism: Durusdinium trenchii
Lineage: Eukaryota; Dinophyceae; Suessiales; Symbiodiniaceae
Source: the annotation of a GenBank genome assembly